Molecule: messenger RNA, 374 nt
Organism: Staurois parvus
Lineage: Eukaryota; Metazoa; Chordata; Amphibia; Anura; Ranidae
Source: the annotation of a GenBank genome assembly
UCCCUCGGACACAGCGGAUCACCGAUCAACGGAAAGAGCCAAAGACGUCAGCUCGGUCAUGUGAUCAGCUGUGUCCAAUCACAGCUGAUUGCAUGGGACAUGUACACUGAUCAUCAGGGCACUGAUGAUCAGUGUGCCCUGAUGAUCAGUGUAGCCCCAGCAGUGCGAGCUGUCAGUGCUCAUCAAUGCCACAUAUCAGUGUCUACCAGUGCACAUCAAUGCCACAUCAGUGCCCAUCUGAGCUGCCUUUCAGUGUCAGUCAGUGCCACCUAUCAAUGCCGGUAAGUGCCACCUAUCAGUGCUGCCUGUCAGUGCCUCCUAACAGUGCCAGCCAGUGCCACCUAACAGUGCCAGUCAGUGCCACCUAUCAGUGC